UCUUGUUAAUGAUAUUUCUUGGUGUUGGUUGCUUUUUCAUUUUCUAGGCCCCUCUGGGAAUACAAGACGGAGAAAAAUAAAGGGGGGAAAAGAUAAAAAUGACGUUAUAAAAGGAUGGGAGGAUGGUUUGUAUUAAAAAAGUGAUAGAAUGUUGGUUGGAGGAGGGUAAUAGUAAGGAAAGGCGAGGGCAGUUCUGUCAGAAGAGGAAAACAAAGGAGAAAUUUGAGAACAACGUCUGUGAGGGUCUCCGGGUCAAUGUCGUGAUCAGGAGCUUUUCUGGCAGUCACGCCCACGCCAGGAAACGCUCUCUUCCGAUGUAACGUUCACAUCUCGCCACUUAUACUCUCUCUCUCUUCUCUCGGAUUCAUACAAAAUGCACAUGAACUAGAACGGUUGUUUUUCGUUCCCUUCCAAGCUAACAAUCUCACUUCAAUGGCUAUCAACAACUGCGAUGAGGUGAUGGCAUAAAGUGUGUACAUCCACAAUUUGAUGUCUACGGGGAAACUAUACUUCCAGGGGAUUGUGGAUGGGAGUUGCAAUCUACCUGUCAGUUCAUGCUUUCAGCUGCUCAAACCUGGUCUUGAUGAGAUCAACCCACACUGUUCUUUAGAUGUUUUGCCCGUUCUUUUCGAUGAUGCCUCAUUUCCAGUGAGAUUAAAAUGUCCCUUCCACAAUUCACAGGGCCAAGAUGUCUAUAGCAUUUCUGUAUUGCCUGAUGAUGGCAUCACUAAUCCACAAUGUGAACCACAGAUAGCUUUCUUAAACUUCUUAGAAGUCUCCAAUCCAUUUAAAAGUCAGAUGUGCCCUGACACCCAAUUGAAUUGCAAGAGCUGCGUUGGUUUACAGAUGGAAAGUUCAGAUACUUAUUCCCCAUGUACUGUGGAUAUGGAUAUUGAGAAGGGAAGUCUGGAAACUCCAAAAUCCAAUGAGGAAACUAUGGGAAGUUUGAAAACUGAAGGUGUAUUAACUCACUUGCAGAAGGCAUUGCGGAGACAAAAGAGCUUUCAAAUGGGUGGGAAGUUCUUGCAGCUACUGAUGAACCAUGGCCUAAUGUUACUCAAGUUCACUUCUAGAGAUAAACCAGUGACUGAAAGGGUUCAUGACACACCUAACAACAGAUGGAGGAAAUACAAGCGUGCUGCAUCAUUUGAUUCAAGAAAAGUUGUUCUCUUCUUCUCAAUCUUGUCGAGUAUGGGGACAAUGAUAUUGAUUUAUCUGACACUGAGAGUUAGACAAAUUGGUGAUGGGCUUGUUCAUGUCUGACGGGUUUUGUGCCUCCCGAAAUUGUGGUUGAUUUUCUUUUACUUCGAAGUCUCUUGAGGACUGCUAAUGGGCUUUGUUGUUCUUCUCUGUACAUAAGUUGUGGUCACUUUCAGAGUCGUAGCAGAUGCUCCCAGUCUCACAACUAUCCAAUUCUUGUUACCCUACCAAUGUAAAAAAAGAUAAUGCAAUGUCUGUAAUUGGAUUUUUUGAGGGGGGCAACGCUACUACUACCACCAUGGAGGCAAGUUCUAUAUUGCUUUAAAUUUUGAAAA
Vitis vinifera (wine grape) is the source of this 1535-nucleotide messenger RNA. RefSeq lists its product as uncharacterized. NCBI's taxonomy places the organism in Eukaryota, Viridiplantae, Streptophyta, Magnoliopsida, Vitales, Vitaceae. The record is from RefSeq and is a predicted model, not a curated record. The coding region runs from base 490 to 1263 and encodes 257 amino acids. The transcript has 8 exons.